Molecule: messenger RNA, 498 nt
Organism: Maudiozyma barnettii
Lineage: Eukaryota; Fungi; Ascomycota; Saccharomycetes; Saccharomycetales; Saccharomycetaceae
Gene: YPI1
Product: type 1 protein phosphatase-activating protein YPI1
Exons: 1
Coding region: 1-498 (165 amino acids)
Cellular component (GO): nucleus
Molecular function (GO): protein serine/threonine phosphatase inhibitor activity; protein phosphatase 1 binding
Source: RefSeq, a predicted model, not a curated record
AUGUCCCCACAUGGUAAUAACAAUGGGUCAGGGAUCACUCAGGGCUCGCAGACUAUCAGUCUCUCUCAGGCACCACCAGUGCUGACUCUACGUGCAUCAAAUACAGAACACAAUAAAGAGAAUCAGGAUAAUAAGAAGACAAACGAUAAACCAAAUAUUAGAUGGGAGCAAGGUACUAUCGAUAAUGAGAAUAUGGGCAAAAAGAAGACCAAAAUCUGUUGUAUAUUCCAUCCGCAGGAUGAAGAUGAUGAAUUUGCUGAACCCGAGGUCCAUAUGCAUGAUAAACCAUCUGAUUCUGAAUCUGAUUCUAGUUCAUCUUCUGGUGAAUCCGAAGAUGAUAAUAAAAAAGGUUAUAAUUUCGAAGAACGUAGAAAAAGAAGAUUAGAGAGACGUCAUAUGAAACUAGCAAAAGAAAAUUCUAUUGAACCAAAUGCUUAUGAAUUCCAACCUGACUAUUCACAUAGAAGAGCACAAAAUAGUAUUAACUCACAUCCAUAG